AUGACUGAGUGGCAAGUUGGAAAUAAUAAUGCAAAGAUCCUCAAUAGCAAUCAGUGCUUCAUUGUACAUAGCAUCGCUGAAUGCUAUCCUUGUAAUUGCGGCAAAGGCUGGAACUGCACCUAUACAUAUUCAGGGGCAGUUAAGGAAUGUAUUUGCAGAAAUGGGUAUAAACAAGAAGGAAAUAAAUUGGAUAAAAAAUGUGUAGGACCAUGCACCGAAAAUCCUUGCGAAAACGGAGGCUCUUGUGUUGAUACUGCACCAGGAAAGUACAAGUGUGACUGUCGGGAAGGAUUCACAGGAAAAAAUUGCAAUGAUAGUACGAAAACUCCUUGUUCUUCUAAUCCGUGUAUGAAUGGCGCCGAGUGUAAAAAUGUAGACAAAUCUUACGAGUGCAAAUGUACUACAGGAUUCGCUGGAAAAAAUUGUGAUAAAGAUGACAUAUGUUAUAAGAAUCAAGGAAUCUGUAGAAAUGGUGGAACUUGCGACACAACAGUGAGCGGAGGAUACAAAUGUACUUGUCCUCCGGGUUUCUCAGACUCAAAAUGUCGGAAAGGAUGCGAAGAAAUAGAAGGUAGCAAGAUAUGUGCAGCAAAAGGAAAACACUGGACAUGCGUUAAUAAGGAACAAGAUAAAUCUAACUACAGUUGCAUCUGUGAACCUGGAUAUAAAUUAGAAAGUAGCAACUGCAUAGUUAAAACUGGAUGCGAGGACUACGGAGGGAAAGAGGCGUGUAAAAAGAAAGGAGAAUUCUUUACUUGCAAUAAUGACGAACUAAAUGCCUCCAAUUACACGUGCGACUGCCUCCCUGGGUACAAAAUGGAGAAAGAAAAAUGCAUUGUUAAAACUGGAUGCGAGGACAACGGAGGGAAAGAGGCGUGUCAAAAGAAAGGAGAAUUCUUUACUUGCAAUAAUGACAAACUAGAUGCCUCCAAAUACUCGUGCGACUGUCUCCCUGGGUACAAAAUGGAGAAAGAAAAAUGCAUUGAUAAAACUGGAUGUGAGGACUACGGAGGAAAAGAGGCGUGUCAAAAGAAAGGAGAAUUCUUUACUUGCAAUAAUGACAAACAAAAUGCCUCCAAAUACUCGUGCGACUGUCUCCCUGGGUACAAAAUGGAGAAAGAAAAAUGCAUUGCUAAAACUGGAUGCGAGGACAACGGAGGGAAAGAGGCGUGUCAAAAGAAGGGAGAAUUCUUUACUUGCAAUAAUGACAAACUGAAUGCCUCCAAAUACUCAUGCGACUGUCUCCCUGGGUACAAAAUUGAGAAAGAAAAAUGCAUUGCUAAAACUGGAUGCGAGGACUACGGAGGGAAAGAGGCAUGUCAAAAGAAAGGAAAAUUCUUUACUUGCAAUAAUGACAAACUAAAUGCCUCCAAAUACUCGUGCGACUGUCUCCCUGGGUACAAAAUGGAGAAAGAAAAAUGCAUUGUUAAAACUGGAUGCGAGGACUACGGAGGGAAAGAGGCGUGUCGAAAGAAAGGAGAAUUCUUUACUUGCAAUAAUGACAAACUAAAUGCCUCCAAAUACUCGUGCGACUGUCUCCCUGGGUACAAAAUGGAGAAAGAAAAAUGCAUUGCUAAAACUGGAUGCGAGGACUACGGAGGGAAAGAGGCGUGUCAAAAGAAAGGAAAAUUCUUUACUUGCAAUAAUGACAAACUAAAUGCCUCCAAAUACUCAUGCGACUGUCUCCCUGGGUACAAAAUGGAGAAAGAAAAAUGCAUUGUUAAAACUGGAUGCGAGGACUACGGAGGGAAAGAGGCGUGCCAAAAGAAAGGAGAAUUCUUUACUUGCAAUAAUGACAAACUAAAUGCCUCCAAAUACUCGUGCGACUGUCUCCCUGGGUACAAAAUGGAGAAAGGAAAAUGCAUUGUUAAAACGGGAUGUGAGGACUACGGAGGGAAAGAGGCAUGUCAAAAGAAAGGAGAAUUCUUUACUUGCAAUAAUAACAAACUAAAUGCCUCCGAAUACUCGUGCGACUGUCUCCCUGGGUACAAAAUGGAGAAAGAAAAAUGCAUUGUUAAAACUGGAUGCGAGGACAACGGAGGGAAAGAGACGUGUCAAAAGAAAGGAGAAUUCUUUACUUGCAAUAAUGACAAACUAAAUGCCUCCAAAUACUCGUGCGACUGUCUCCCUGGGUACAAAAUUGAGAAAGAAAAAUGCAUUGUUAAAACUGGAUGCGAGGACUACGGAGGGAAAGAGGCGUGUCAAAAGAAAGGAGAAUUAUUUACUUGCAAUAACGACAAACUAAAUGCCUCCAAAUACUCGUGCGACUGUUUCCCGGGGUACAAAAUGGAGAAAGAAAAAUGCAUUGUUAAAACUGGAUGCGAGGACUACGGAGGGAUAGAGGCGUGUCAAAAGAAAGGAGAAUUCUUUACUUGCAAUAAUAACAAACUAAAUGUCUCCAAAUACUCGUGCGACUGUCUCCCUGGAUACAAAAUUGAGAAAGAAAAAUGCAUUGUUAAAACGGGAUGCGAGGACUACGGAGGGAAAGAGGCAUGUCAAAAGAAAGGAGAAUUCUUUACUUGCAAUAAUGACAGACUAAAUGCCUCCAAAUACUCGUGCGACUGCCUCCCUGGCUACAAACUAGAGAAUGAAAAAUGCAUUGUUGAUGCAUCAUCUUCAACAGCGGGAAUCAGCGAAAACCCGACAAACAUAGUCACAACUAAGAGCCCUACUACACCUAUGAAAGUUUCAACAAAACAACCUUUGAAAUCCUCAACAGCAAGUCCUACUACUACCUUGAAAGUUUCAACCGAACAAAUUUUGAAAUCUUCAACAACAAGUCCUACUUCUACCUUGAAAGUUUCAACAGAACAACUUUUGAAAUCUUCAACAUCAAGUCCUACUUCUACCCUGAAAGUUUCAACAGAACAACUUUUGAAAUCUUCAACAUCAAGUCCUACUUCUACCUUGAAAGUUUCAACAGAACUACCCUUGAAAUCUUCAACAUCAAGAUCUACUUCUACUUUGAAAGUUUCAACAGAACAACCUUUGAGAUCGUCAACAAGUCCUACUUCUACCUUGAAAGUUUCAACAGAACAAUUUUUGAAAUCUUCAACAUCAAUUCCUACUUCUACUUUGAAAGUUUCAACAGAACAGCCUUUGAAAUCUUCAUCAUCAAGUCCUACUUCUACCUUGAAAGUUUCAACGGGACAGCCUUUGAAAUCUUCAACAGCAAUUGACUCAUGCAACUCAAAUCCUUGCAAAUACGGAGGCACUUGCGUGAAUAAUGGACAGGACUACAACUGUAUCUGCUCGUAUGGCUUUAUGGGAAAAGACUGCGAAAAUUGCAAAUUAGAAUGUGGAGGUGCUGCAUGCGGCUAUGAUUUAAUUUUAAAAGAAGGAUACUGCAAAUGCAAAGAAAACCAGCGCUUUGAUAUUGCAAAGAAAGCGUGCAUAAAUCUAGAUAAAUGUGAACAGAAAUUUCUGAAUGGAGAAUGUCGGAAGGUUCACGAAAUUUGUGUAAAAGGAACGUGCAAAUGCGAAGACAAUUUCUCAUAUAAUAAAGACAAAACAUGUAGAGCUGAUUUCUGCAAAAAUAAAAUCUGUAAAGAGAACGAGGUUUGCAAGGAGACACCUAACGGGGAUGCAAUAUGUGUAUGCAAAGAUGGUUUCCACUUGAAUGACAAAGGCUGUGAAAAAAUUGAUGAAUGUGCACUUAUGAACCCCAAAUGCACUCAAAAAUGUGAUCAAGGAAUCUGCUCAUGUGAAGAAGGAUUUGAUCUGAAAAACGACAACUACACAUGUAAAAUUAAUCAAAACACUUCAGAAUGUCAAAAUGGAAGUAAAUGUUUUCCUGGAAUGUGCCAAGUCAUAAAUGGAACAGAUAUGUGUGUUUGCCCGGAAACAACUCAUAUUCACAUUAACGGCACAUGCACAGAUAAAUGCAUAGCAAAGCAGAUACCAGAAGGAAUGUGCCCCCAAAAUAAAUGCAAAUCAGAUGAAAAAUAUGGAUUUGUAUGCAUAUGUGAUGGAAAAUACAAACAGACGGAAAACGGCAUUUACUGCAAAAGAAAAAAUAUGUGCAUUGAAGGAGGAGGAAACACUGAAUGCACCAAAAGAAAAGCAUUCUGCAAAGAAGAUGAGAAUGAAAAAAAAGGCUAUGUUUGUAAAUGUGAAGAAGGUUUCGAUUUUUACCAAAAUGCAUGCACACCUGUGUGUGACAUAAAAGAAAACAAAGAAAAAUGCUUACAAGUGUCUGGUGUGUGUGUUUUAGAUGUAAAUUAUAAACCUUCAUGUAGAUGUCCACCAUUGCUAGAAAAAGACAGUAAAGGUAUCUGCGUUGAAAAAGUGAAACACUCCUUUAUUGGAAGUAUUAAGAUUCCUAAAACAAUUUAUGGCAUCAACUUGAAUACUCUGAAAUUAAAAGAAAAUGAACAAAUUCCUAACUUUAAUCACUCCAAAAUAACUCAAGAUUUUAUUAAGUCGUUGGAAGGUGUGUAUGGUAAGAACUACAAAGAUGUUUCAAUUAUCUCGUGCAGAGAUCAAAAAGAAGAUUUUGCAUGUUCAAUCGAGCUGAAAUUUCAUAAAGAUCCUCAAGAAACGAAGACUCUAAAUACAAUAUCCACUCCUUCUGUCUGUGUUCCCCUAAAGCAGCCUGAAUAUUGCAUGAUCCAUCCUAAUUUUGUUAUGAAGCGACCGAACCAAGUGAUAUUCCAAAAAACAGAUCCUUGUGAUGAUAUUGUAAAGAAUGAACUGUGUGGUUCAAUGACAACGUGUGCAAAAACAGACGGCAAGAAUUUCAAAGCAGAUGGGGAGUUUUUUAAUUGCACUUGUAAGCCAGAUUUCUAUUCAAAAGACUAUUACCAGCCUAUUAAAAAUGAAAAUAGUUUCAUCCACAUUUGUGAAGAUCGAAAAGACUGCAGCAGACCAGACUCUUGUCCGAAAAACACCUCAUGUGUGAUUACACCAAGCAGUUACGAAUGCUACUGCGAGGAGGGUUACAGAAACACUUCUCAUAAUAUAAAGGAAAAUGGCUGUAUUGGUGUCUGUGAUAACAGCCCUUGUGGUGAACAUGGAACAUGUGAGCGAUUUGAAAAGCACGAAUACAUGUGCAAGUGUGAUCCAUCAUAUACAGGGGUACACUGUGAAACUCCAAAUGAAAGAAAAGAAAUUGAAGACAAUAAUCUCGCAGUUACUCUUAGUGUUUCCAUUAUCCUGAGUCUUCUUAUCGUGAUUUCUAUCAUUGGUAUUUUCAUACUGUACAAAAAAAAUAAAUAUGGUGGGAAGUAUGGAAGUAAACAUGCAAUAUUCAAACCACUUCAUUUUUUGUCAAAGAAGGUACGGCUAAUGUGCAAUCCUAAAUAUGAUGGUGAAGAUUAUAGCGUGGCUCAUCAAGGAAUCUCGGAAACUUUCGACCAUAGAAGCAAUGAUGACUCAGAGCGAAUGCAAAAUGCAGAUUGCAUUGAGCUGGAAAUACGAGAGAAAAUCAAACGUGGUGAUCAAGCGUUGGCAAAUGCUGCAACAAGUCGCAAAAAUGAAAAAUUGGGACAAGUAAACUCGAAAGCGAGUGAAAAAACAGAAGUGUUUCGUCUAAGACUCUGAUUUUGCUUCAAAACAAUAUCGAACUCUUUCACAAGUUUAUGUUACCUGUUAAUAUGAACAUUGUUUUCCUCAUUUUUAUAGAUUGAAGUAUAUUACAUAUAUCGUGCAUAUUCACCAUUGUUUAAAAAUGUUUCAACCCUGAUAUAAAAGUUUAAAAG
This is a messenger RNA of Parasteatoda tepidariorum (common house spider), 5699 nucleotides long. Lineage: Eukaryota; Metazoa; Arthropoda; Arachnida; Araneae; Theridiidae. The record is from RefSeq and is a predicted model, not a curated record.